UGCAGUUCGGGAUGUGGCGCUUAUGACGUCAUUUCGACCGCGUUGGAAGCGCUGCCGGGGCUGAGCGUGACGUGGCAGAGACGGAUAGAGGCAGCGAGGCGAAUAUCCGCCGGGCACACACACGCACAGCAAAGCUCACCGCUUCCCACAGCAACAGCCAUGGGCCUCACCAUCUCCUCGCUCUUUUCACGGCUGUUCGGCAAGAAGCAGAUGCGAAUUCUUAUGGUCGGUUUGGAUGCUGCUGGCAAAACGACAAUUCUCUACAAGCUGAAGUUAGGAGAGAUUGUGACAACCAUCCCGACCAUUGGUUUUAAUGUGGAAACGGUAGAAUACAAAAAUAUCUGCUUUACUGUGUGGGAUGUUGGUGGCCAGGACAAAAUCCGACCACUCUGGAGGCAUUAUUUCCAAAAUACACAGGGACUCAUAUUUGUUGUAGAUAGCAAUGAUAGGGAGAGAAUCCAAGAAGCCGCAGAGGAGUUACAAAAAAUGCUUCAAGAAGAUGAGCUGAGAGAUGCAGUGCUACUGGUAUUUGCAAAUAAGCAGGAUCUGCCCAACGCAAUGGCCAUCAGCGAGAUGACAGACAAAUUGACACUUCAGACUCUCCGUAACAGGACUUGGUAUGUGCAAGCAACAUGUGCUACUCAGGGAACUGGUCUUUAUGAAGGGCUCGACUGGCUUUCAAAUGAACUCUCAAAGCGUUAAGAAAAAGGAUGUGUUCUUCAACCAAGGACACAUUGAAUUGAAGAGGUUUAGACUUGUAACAUCCAAACUUGUUUGCAUCUUGGUUAUAAAAUGGUAUAAGGAACUGGUAUGGGCAACAUGCUCUAAAUUGUAAAGAAUAUUUUGUUGCCAGUUACUGAGUUUUCGUGUUGCCACCAGAACAAUAUGGGUAGGCUUUAAAUGAGAAAUAAUAAAUUUUCCCUUAUGUGAAAGUGUUUUUUGGUUUUACUUAUCCCUUUCUUCCCAAGCCUACAUGCCUGGAUAUAAUUAUUGUGAAGCUAUAGAAUUGAAUGCUUUUUUUUUUUUUUUUUUUUUUCCUGUUAUAUUUUCCCCUCAAUACCAAAUGCCAUUUUUCAAGUUGGCUUCAACUCCGACGUGCAACGUUCUGUCGUUUUUACUUUGUACUUUGCAUAAAGAAGUUGUUGAAAUAAUGAUUUUAAAUGUGUCUCCUAGGCUAACUUAGUUUUGAGUCAUUCCUUAGAAAUUCUGCUGAUUUAAAAAGCAUAGCAUUCCAUACAUAUUUAUUUCUCUUCCUUGCCAAAAAAAUACAGCUCGUGCCAGCUGAAAUACAAAACACUAUAUACAAAUUGCCUUCACCAAUAAAUGUUUUUAACCAUGUCGUAAGACAGACUCUUUCUUGCAGAUUAAUCUGGGUGGGAAUAAAUGAAAAAAAAAAUCCUAGCUAGCUGGAACGAGCAUGAAAUUAAAACCCUUUGGUACAAGAAAUGCAACAAAGGGUGUCUGUUUAUUUUAUUACCCCACAGACUGUCUCACUUUAAAAUUUUAGUUUUUAUGUUGCAUGUGCUUUUUUGUAUCAGCUUGACUGUUCAUGCCCGUUGUAUCAUAGUUCUGCUGAUGUUUUUAUUUUAUUGGUGAACAUAUCUUCAUAAUGCAGUUUUUUUUUUUUUGGUUUUUUUUUUUGGUUCUUUGGUUGAAAAUCCUCAAACUGAAAACUGUAAGUUCUUCAUAACCCACUAAGAAUUAUUCCUAAUAAAAUUAUAAAAAACGA
Bombina bombina (fire-bellied toad) is the source of this 1729-nucleotide messenger RNA. It is a transcript of the gene ARF4, whose product is annotated as ADP ribosylation factor 4. NCBI's taxonomy places the organism in Eukaryota, Metazoa, Chordata, Amphibia, Anura, Bombinatoridae. The coding region runs from base 160 to 702 and encodes 180 amino acids. The record is from RefSeq and is a predicted model, not a curated record. The transcript is spliced from 6 exons. Gene Ontology annotation, molecular function: GTP binding; GTPase activity. Gene Ontology annotation, biological process: vesicle-mediated transport; intracellular protein transport. Gene Ontology annotation, cellular component: cytoplasm; plasma membrane.